AGCGAGCAGCGUGGAUGCUGCCUGCUAACUGUAGCUUCUCUUCAUCCUGGGAGACAAGCCUGUUCUGGGUCUUUCAAAAUCUUCCCUAGACCUGUGCAUGGAGCUGUGACUUUGCGAUUCAGCUGCCACCACUGCGUUCACGCAAGGCAGGACGCGGCUCCGACACUCAUUUCACGUAAUGCCAACGUCCCUGUCAACACGGUGAAUCCCUCGCUGGUCCGUUCAUCGCUCAGACAGGACGGACGGGCGAGUCGCGAAGUUAAGUAUGCCAGCUCCAGUUUCUCACCGGACCUUGCCAGCUGGACACGUCCUGGUCGCAUGCCUUGGAGAUGGAAGCGCCUUUGAUCUGUGAAACAACAUCUACCCGAUAAUGGCCCAUAAGAUAAGCAGUAUAAACACGGCAGCUCGUCUCUCUCCUGUGGCCCAGCUGGGCGUCCUCCUCUCCCUCAGCCAGACCAGGCCCAUCCUCGCCAUCUGACCUCCGCCAAACGGGUCCAGUGGGAAGUGAGGAGCCAUGAGACUGGUGUGGAAGUCCCUGGACAAAAUGCGCUGCUUCAGGAAGCGCUCCACCAUUCCCUUCCUGGUGGUCCUCAUCACCUUCCUGCUCUUUAUCAACCUCUACAUGGAGGACGGCUAUGUGCUGGAGGAAGAUAAAAGACAGCUCAGAGAGACAUCACUGCAUCCUCUGAAUUCUGAGCGAUACGUUCACUCCUUCAAAGACCUCACCAACUUUUCAGGAACCAUCAAUGUCACCUAUCGAUAUCUAGCUGGCACCCCCCUGCCAAGAAAAAAGUACCUCACCAUUGGGCUAUCAUCUGUGAGGAGAAAACGGGGCAAUUACCUCAUGGAGACCAUUAAGUCCAUAUUUGACCAGUCCAGCUAUGAGGAACUCAAAGAGAUUGUGGUGGUGGUGCACCUGGCGGACUUUGACCUGACCUGGUGUGAGAACCUGGUCCAGGAGAUCUCCAGGAAGUUCGCCCACCACAUCAUCGCUGGCCGGCUCCUGGUCAUCCACGCUCCUGAGGAGUACUACCCCUCGCUGGAGGGGCUGAAGAGGAACUACAACGACCCUGAUGACAGGGUCCGCUUCCGCUCCAAGCAGAACGUCGACUACGCCUUUCUGCUCAACUUCUGCACCAACCUCUCCCAUUUCUAUAUGAUGCUGGAAGACGAUGUCCGCUGCUCGCGCAACUUCUUGACCGCCCUGAAGAAGGUCAUCACGUCCAGGGAAGGCUCCUACUGGGUCACCCUGGAGUUCUCAAAGCUGGGCUACAUCGGGAAGCUGUACCACUCACGGGACCUGCCCCGGCUGGCCCACUUCCUGCUGAUGUUCUACCAGGAGAUGCCGUGCGAUUGGCUCCUGAUCCACUUUCGGGGUCUGCUGGCGCAAAAGGAUGUGAUCCGCUUCAAGCCCUCCUUGUUCCAACACAUGGGCUACUACUCGUCCUACAAGGGGGCUGAGAACAAGUUGAAGGACGACGACUUUGAGGAGGACUCGCUCGAUCUCCCGGACAACCCGCCGGCCACUCUGUACACGAACAUCAAUGUGUUUGAGAGCUAUGACGCGUCCAAGGCCUACAGCAGUGUGGACGAAUACUUCUGGGGCAAAGCGCCUUCAACAGGGGACUUCUACGUCAUUGUGUUCCACAAGUCUAUCAAAAUCAGCAAAAUCAAGAUUAUCACCGGGACGGACGACCGUCAGAAUGAUAUUCUGCACCACGGGGCACUGGAGGUGGGGGAGAAACUGGUGGGCACUAAGAAGGGCAGGCAGUGCAGCUCAUACGUGACCUUGGGAGAGUUCAAAAACGGGAACAUCGAGGUCCAGGACGUGGACCGCAAGAUCUCAUUUGACAUCGAGUGUGUCCGUAUUGUGGUGACAGCCAGUCAGAAAGAGUGGCUGAUCAUUAGAAGUAUAAGCCUUUGGACUACACAGCCACCUAAUCUGUGAGGACACCGACAAACUGAAACUCGCUGGCACAAGUCAUUUGCCUCUUAUUUAUUUAUUUAUUUAUUUAUGCUGUUUUCAUUUGAUCUGUCUCUGACUUAUUUAUUUGUAGUUGUUUGUUUGUUUUUAUUCAAGUGAGCUUUCAAAAUAUUGAACUCAACAUUGUUUUGUAAAUUGUUUUUCUUCUUCUUUUGAACCAGCCAGUUGUGUUGUGGGUCCUGAAUGAUGUAGUACUGGGAAGAACUGUACUGUCGCUUUGAACAUUUGAACAGCUCCUCCUAGCUAAUUCAUUUUUUUUGUACAUUUCUUUUUUACAUCCUCAACAUUUUUCUGAAGGUACUGUUCCUGUCAGCUAGCACAGGGUAAAUAUUGCCUUGAAUAUCCAGUGUGUCGUGGCAUGAAUUCAGUCAACAGACUUGGUUCCUGUUGUCCCCUCUCACGUGGUGCCAGAGAGGCUGUUUAUUGAAUCAGCCUUGAGUCACAGAGGUCACUUGAGAGCAGUGUUUUCUGAGUGCCAUAUGUUAGUUUGCUGGUGUGUUUGCUCAGACACAAAUCUUGGAACACGGCAUUUGCCCACCCCCCCCCCCCCACCCCCCCUCCCCAGCCCAUCGCUCUCAUCAUACCAGGAAGUGUGAUUCAGGCUUACAUUGACAAAUGAGGUAGACCUGCUCUUCCUGCUUUUUUAACCCCAGUACAAUUUUACAAGAGUAAAUUGGAUUGUGUUUGGUUCUGUUUCCCCAAUAUUGCACCAGCAACAGCACACAACACACAACACACACAUACACACAAUUUUAAAUUGUUCCUCUUUCAGCCACCCCUAGAGGUUCUGUUUUAGUACUGUGGGCGUUGUAUUUGUGAGAUUUAUGAAAGAGACUGUGAUAGGUGUUAUUUAUGAAUAACAAAAAAAAUAAGCAUAGUUUUAAACAAUAGACAAAAAACAAGACACAUUUUUUUCUCUCUAUACACAGUAUAUCCUAUUUACACCACAAUCACAAUUAAUUAGGGUUGUUACAUGCAUGUGACACUAAAGUAAAAUCAGAAAACCUGUUUCUUGGAGGACAAGUUUAUUUAACUGACAAUGCAAUAACCAUAUCAAUGUUUACAUGAGAUUUAGUUGAUUGUAGAAAUAUACUGUGAAAAUUGCACAAGCUACUGGAAUUGACUUUUGGUUCUAGCCCAUACCCCUGCCACCUCCUACCAGCACACAUACAGUGUAGAGUUGAACAGUGUGUGGAUGUCACUGCUGCCGUGGUUCAUUUCUGUCUAUAUCAUACAAACCUUUCCAGUAUUAACUUCACAUGGACAUGGUUUGCAGAACCUUGAAAAUAGGUUCAAGGUUGUGGUUGGAUUGAGCUACAUCUUGAGUCAGGUUGUAGUGUUAUAACAUCCCCAAUAUUGAUGUUCCCAACCUGAAUUAGUCAGUAAUCCAUCUAUAGGCUCAAAUGGGCUAAUACAGGCCUUUACUGAUACUAAACAUUUCCUCUUAUAUUGUACAGUACACAGUAGGCAGGAUGGAACACAUCAAAUCCCUAAUACUACUGAGUAGCAUUACAUUGAACGGCACCAAGCUGUGUAUGUGCUGCAAGUGUCCAGUGCUAAUCCAGUAAUCCAAAAGCUGGUGCGCAGUACGCCACCAGCAGCUGAUAGCACCUCGGGACAGCAGAGCCUUAGUGGUCACUCUGUUUGAUGGGCUCAUGAACUCGCUCACUCAGCCCGUUCAAAUCCCAUACACACACACACACGCCACUUUUCUGCUGACCAGGACGAUCCCAUGCCUCGCCGUGACCUGCGUUCGCCCUGUCCACAUCCGACCCGCAGCGCAUGGGAGCACCGUACGUGGGCAUCAUGUCAUAGGUAUUCUGCUGUCAGUGUGUCGACUGUUUGAAACACACACGUGGGAUGAACAGACACAUGUACACUCAGACAAGCCAAGUUCAAAUGUUUCUGUAGUACUAAGGCAAGGUUUUAACUGUAAGAGUGAAUAAGUAUGGUACUGAGAAUAAUGUCAUACGUUGGUUGCAUUGUAUUAUGAUGUUCACUGUUUUCUGCACAAAGCACAGACUGUACAAUAUACAUACCUUCAUGUUGACAUGAUCCAUUUAGAUCAUGUCAGCGUUAAGGUACCGUAUGCAAGACUUAAGCGGUGACAUGAAACUAAUAAUGUGGGGUUUUACUGUCUUCAACAAGAGCUGUACGGCUAGGCUAUGAUGAUGUGACUGGAUGCAUGCACUUCAAGAAGAAACUUUAACAGUGUGUCAGAGGCCUCUUGUAUUUAGGAUCUAUGGCUUGUUUAUCAGUGUCUGCUUUUGAACUUUUCUGGCAAUGUUCUGUAUUUGGUUUGUAAUUUGACAUGGACCAGUACUACCUUACAACAGCCUACAUCUCACUUACUAUGUGCAUAGCUGCCGAGCUGACCUGAGCGUGUGAAGGUAUUGUACAGUGUAGUGUUGUGUCCAUGUUCAUUCCCUGGCCCCCCAAGCCCUCUGUUUGUCAUAUAGUACUGUAUGUAUAUUGUAAAAUGACAUAUAUUUUUUAUAUCAUUUCAAAAUGUUUGUGUUGUAUAUGGUACAUAAAUACAGUGUUUGAGCAGAGAGGAAUGCUAA
Messenger RNA from Alosa sapidissima (American shad), 4548 nucleotides. It is a transcript of the gene mgat4c, whose product is annotated as mgat4 family member C. The record is from RefSeq and is a predicted model, not a curated record. The coding region runs from base 515 to 1948 and encodes 477 amino acids. The transcript has 6 exons. Lineage: Eukaryota; Metazoa; Chordata; Actinopteri; Clupeiformes; Clupeidae. Gene Ontology annotation, molecular function: acetylglucosaminyltransferase activity. Gene Ontology annotation, biological process: protein N-linked glycosylation.